AGUCGGUGCGAAACCGAUCAAAACCUAUCCACAUACAGCCGGACUUUCUCUCGCCCGUUAACCGGAAUGUCCAGACAGCUGCUACCCAAGGUCAAGGGCAGGGUCAAGGACAAGAAUCUGGGCAAGGAUCGGGCCAAGGAUCGGGAUAAUGAGCUGAAGACCAAGGUCAAGGGCAGCGAUGAGGAGGAUAAUGAAGACGAGGAGUGGAGUGGAAGGAUGAAAAGACAGUCGGCAGGAGACGGGGAUCACUACGAUGCCAGCCAAAAGCGGCUGACUGCCGAUGAUCGCCCGAGUGGCUACUCCAUGGACCGACUUGGUAGCGAUGGCACCGGCUUCACGGAUCGCGCCAGCGAUGCCAACGAUGGCAGCAGCACGGGUGCCCCGGAGGGCAGUGCCAAGAAGACGCCGGCGGGACAUCAUGGCCACCAUGGACACCACAGCGGCGGGCGACACAAGAAGGUAUCCAAAUACCGGCUGAACUUCUCCAUGACCAAGUCGGUCACCUCGGCGGGCGGCGCCAAGUCCCGAACUGCCAGCACCACGAAAAUCACCACUGGGGCCUCGCUCAUUCCCGACCUGAAUCUGAUUAUCAACAGGAUGCGGGCUAUGCCGGACGACUCCUUUGUCUACAUGGACUACAUGCUGCCCCAUGACAGCGAGUACUUCACUCCUUAUAGCCUGCGGCUGGUGGAGUACAAGGACCUGAACACCUACGAACCCUUCUACACCGUCACCCGCCACGGGGUCACCUUCUGGCACUGCUCCGAAAACUUCUUCACGCCCCUCGACCAGUGGCAGCAGGAGUUCGAGCAGUUCCUCAGCAUCAUCCAGAUACGCUCCUUCUCCAUCUUCCGGCUGUGGAAGGGGUUUAAGGUGUGGGAAAAGACGAUCAAGUGGCGAAAGCUGAACGAGGCCCGCGACUAUCUGCAGAACAACCUCUUCAUCGUGAUUCCCCAGCUGGCCAAGGCGAUUCUGCGCAUGCGCAGCGACAUUGUCCAGAUGCAGCGACUGAAUUUUAUCAAUAUCUCCAACAUCGAGAACUGGCAUCCAUUCUACUUCCUGGAAACGCACAUGCGCAUCUACGAACAGCUGCACAAGAUCUUUACCGAUUUUCGCGAGUUUAUUAGCAAGACAAUAUUUCGAGCCUGCACGGAUGCCAUCCAAGCACGUGGUUUCUAUCCCGAUGACGAGGUCAACUACUAUCCGUCGCUGAAGAAAAUGCGAGAGGCGCACAGCUUUAUGGAUCGGGCACGAAAGCGGGCCUUCUGCAAGACUCUGACCAAUUUCCUCACCUACUGCGACAUGAUGGUCUACCAAAUGCUGUACCGCAUCACGAUCAAGAGUUUCGCUGAUCUGGCCAGUGCCUUCGAGCUGCACGACGAAGUGGGUCCCUCGGAGGCGGACAUCAACCGACAUGACCGGGUGGACAAGCGGAUCGAGAAGCAGCGACCGGCGGACAAGCCGCAGAGUCCCUUCUUUCUGGCCAUGCUGCGUCUGCUGCCCGAUCGCAUCGAUGUGGAGCCCUCGGAGGAUGUGAUCAAGAUUAUCUUCCAGCGCAUCACAGGUCUUAUACUGGAGACGGUCCUUGAGAUCCAUCCAUUCACCACAGAUCCCUUCUUCACUCAGUACACCCAGCCCUCGAUUAUGGGACGUCAGGAGGAGGUGCUAUACGAGGGCGCUCCCGACUUGCAUUAUCUAUUGCGCGCUGAUCACAGAUUUCAGUAUAAUCGCAAAAACAUGUUCGUUCUGAUCCGCAAAGCUUAUGAAAGGGCUCGUCUUUAUACGCAGAGGUUCACCAAAAUCCGAGAGAACUUCGAGAUAGACAACAGUACAGAUCCCACGGUUCUUAACACAGAGAGAGAUCUUCAGAUACUUCGAGCAUACUGCGAUAGAUAUUGCAAUAAUGUGAGAGCUUUGGAUGGAAUCUUGGAGUUUGUGUUUCUGGGACUACUGAAGCUCAAUCAGACGAACUUUAAGGAUACGGUGACGCCAGUUUGCUCCCGACUUCAGAAUAUUCUGGCCACAUAUCUGCCCAAGUUGGCGGAGGAGGAGACAACAAGGCUUUACGAAGAGGCCCAGGAUUUCUACGGCAGGAUCUGCUACGAGCCACACGAAACGCUGGAGAUUGUGGCCCACAUCCGAUUCCUGGACAAGUGCUCCUCGGAACUGGACGAGAUAUUCAACGGCAUCGACUAUGUGCACGAUCUCCUGCUGAUUAUCAAGGACUUUGGCAUACCCAUCGAUGACGAAUCCAAGGAGGACUACAUGGACACCGAGGACUAUUUGAAUAGAACGCGGGAGACGCUGGAGGAGAUCAGGGAGAAGCGGCAGGACUUUAUCAAUCGGCUGGAGGACGCCAUGCAGGAUGAUAUAGCGGCGCUCAAGGAGGAGAUUCACGAGGUGGCCAUCGAAGCUAUGCAGCCCUGGCUUCUGGAUGCCAAUUCCAACCGUUUGUCAGUCACUAAUAAACUGGACGCCAUGCUGGAGCACCUGAAUAAAUGCCGCGAGAGAGCCGACGAAUUCCUGGGCUACCAGAAGGAGUUCCAGAUCGACUUGACCAUGUACGAGGAAAUGGCCAGCGGCUUUUAUGACAUACGGAUGCGCCAGAAUCUCUAUCGCACUUGGACCGACUGGGAGGAAUCGCUGGCCGAGUGGAUUGUGGCCGACUUCAACACCCUGGCGGUGGCAGAUUUGGUAGAUCUUAAUGCCAAGACGAUCAAGAACUGCCUGCAGUUCCAGAAGUAUCUCCCAGAGAACAACAUUGUCCCCGUGCUCCAUAAAUCCGCAGAAGCCUUCAAGGAGAAGCUUCCCGUUAUUGGUUACCUGCGUAAUCCCAACUUGCGAGCGCGUCACUGGGCUGAGAUCGAGGAUCUGCUGAAUCGCAAGUUCUUCCAGGAGAAGGACAUCAUCAUCCAAACGUACGAGGAUGUCCAUGCAUUCGAUGAUGUCGCCAUCGGUGAGGCCCUGAUGCAGAUAUCCUCGCAGGCCACCGGCGAGGUGCAGCUGGAGAAUAUGCUGAAGGCCAUCGAGACCACCUGGAAGGAGACGGAGCUGACCAUUGUCCCGCACCACGACGCCAAGGACAUCUUCAUCCUGGCCGGCACCGAGGAGUUGCAAGCCGUCCUGGACGAUUCCAAUGUGAAUAUCAACACCAUAGCCGCCUCCAAGUUUGUGGGACCCAUCAAGGGCAAGGUGGACGAGUGGAUCAAUGCCAUGGAACAGUUUAGCAAGACCUUCGAAAGUUGGAUGGACUGCCAGGGUGCUUGGAUUUACCUGGAGGCCAUCUUCGCCUCGGCGGACAUCCAGCGACAGCUGCCCCAAGAGGCCAAGAUGUUCUUCACGGUGGACAAGAGCUUCAAGGAGACGGUUCGCCAGGCGAAGAAGGUGUCCCUGGCCCUGCCCACCAUGUCCAGUGUGGACGUGUACAAGGUGCUGUUGGAGAACAAUCGGUUGCUGGAUCUCAUAUCGCGCGGAUUGGAGGCCUAUUUGGAGGUGAAGCGGGUGGUGUUCCCCAGGUUCUACUUCCUGUCCAACGACGAGCUGCUGGAGAUCCUGGCGCAAACGCGAAUUCCCCAGGCCGUGCAGCCGCAUCUGCGCAAGUGCUUCGACGCCAUCUACCGCCUGGAGUUCGGAUCCAAGGAGGGCGGCGAUGGCAAGAUGGUGGCCACCAACGACAUCGUGGCCUUCCUGUCGCCCGAGGGGGAGAAACUGCAGUUUGGCAAGGGAUUGAAGGCACGCGGGGCCGUGGAGGAGUGGCUCAGCAAGGUGGAGGAAGCCAUGUUUGUGUCCGGCAAGCGGUACAUGCGAUUCGGGUACCAGUGCUAUCCGGCCAAGGAGCGCGAGGACUGGUUCCAGGACCAUCCCAACCAGGUGGUGCUCACCGUCUCCCAAGUGCAGUGGGCUGCCGACAUUCAUCGCAUCUACGAGGGCAAGGAGCGCAAUCCACUGAAUAUUCUGGAGAAGAUGGCCAAGUUCGAGAUCAAGUGCCUUAAGGAUCUGGGCGCCCUGGCGGCGCUGACUAGGAAAAGCAUAAGCUCACUGCUGCGCAAGAUCCUUUGCGCCCUGAUCACCAUCGAUGUGCAUGCCAAGGAUUCGGUGAGGAUGCUGAUCGAAAAGGAGGUCUGCAAGCCAACCGAUUUCAACUGGCUGAAGAUGCUGCGAUUCUACUGGGCCGACGAGACGGAAACGGUCUACUCCCGCAUGGCAGCCGCGAAUAUUCCCUACUACUACGAGUACCUGGGUGCCGGUGGUGUCCUGGUGCUCACUCCUCUCACAGAUCGCUGCUAUCUCUGCCUGAUGGGUGCCUUCCAGAUGGACCUGGGCGGAGCACCAGCGGGACCAGCCGGAACGGGCAAAACCGAGACCACCAAGGAUCUGGCCAAGGCUUUGGCCAAACAGUGUGUCGUCUUCAAUUGCUCGGAUGGUCUCGAUUACAAGAUGAUGGGGCGCUUCUUUUCGGGAUUGGCCCAGUGCGGUGCCUGGUGCUGCUUCGACGAGUUCAACCGAAUUGACAUCGAGGUGCUGUCCGUGAUUGCCCAGCAGCUGAUCACCAUUCGAACGGCCAAGGCCAUGAGGGUCAAGCGCUUCAUCUUCGAGGGUCGGGAGAUCAAGAUCAAUCGCUCCUGCUGCGUGUUUAUCACCAUGAAUCCCGGCUACGCGGGUCGUACCGAGCUGCCCGACAAUUUGAAGGCCCUGUUCCGACCCAUCUCCAUGAUGGUGCCCGACUACGCCCUCAUCUCGGAGGUCAUCCUGUACUCGGAGGGCUUUGAGGAUCCCAAGAUCCUGGCCCGCAAGAUGGUGCAGAUGUACCAGCUGUGCAGCCAGCAACUUAGCCAACAGAAUCACUACGAUUUCGGCAUGAGGGCAGUGAAAUCUGUCCUGGUGAUGGCAGGAGCUCUGAAGAGAGCCUCACCCAAUCAGCGAGAGGAUAUCACUUUGAUUGCCGCCCUGAGGGACUCAAAUAUACCCAAGUUCUUGGCGGAUGAUGCGGUCCUGUUUCGCGGCAUCCUUAGCGAUCUGUUUCCCGGCGUGGAGCUGCCGGACUCACAGCAUCCGCAUCUGGAGGCCAGCUUGCGGCUGGGAUUGCGGCAAAAGAAUCUCCAGGCGGUGCCGACAACCAUCCGUAAGUGCCUGCAGCUCUACGAGACCAUGUGCGUCCGCUGGGGCGUAAUGCUGGUGGGUCCAACUGGAGGCGGUAAGUCCAUAGUGCUGCACGCUCUGGAGUUUGCCCUCUCGCAUCUCUUCGAGAACGAGGUGCAGGACCCAAACUUCCGGCCCGUGGUGAUCCAGACAAUGAAUCCCAAGGCGGUGACCAUGAACGAGCUGUACGGCUAUGUGGAUCUCAAGACGCUGGAGUGGCAGGAUGGUCUACUGGGAUUGGCGGUGCGAACAGCCACCACCAUAGAAGAUGAAAUCCAUCAGUGGAUCAUGUGCGAUGGACCCGUGGAUGCGGUGUGGAUUGAGAACUUGAACACGGUGCUGGACGACAAUAAGAUGCUGUGCCUGGCCAACUCGGAGCGCAUCAAGCUGACCGCCUGGAUUCACAUGCUCUUCGAGGUGCAGGACCUGUUGCAGGCCUCGCCGGCCACCGUUUCCCGUUGCGGCAUGGUCUAUGUGGAUCCCGGCGAUCUUGGCUGGAUACCACUGGUCGACACCUGGCGGGAGGUGGACAUGAGCCACAAACUGCCCGCUCCGCUGGCCGAGUUCUUUUACCAGCUCUUCGUGGGCUACUUCGACAAGGCGCUGAAGAUCGAACGGAAGCGAGCGGUGUACACCAUCCACCAGGUGCUCGGCUCCAAGGUGCGACUGUGCUGUGAGCUGAUCUCCUCGCAGCUGGAGGCGGUCAAGUGGUCGGCCCUGAAUGAGGAGAAGGCCAAGGAGCUGCUCACGAAGAUCUUUGCCUGGGCGGUGCUCUGGGCCAUUGCCUCGAACCUCAAGGAUGCGGAGAAGGUGUCCUUCGAGGAGCAGUGGAGCAGGGCCAUUGCACAGCAUCCGAAUAUGAGCCUACCCAACUACCCCAUGUGGAACUAUCGCAUCGACCUGGAGAAAAUGGACUGGGGCAGCUGGCUGGACAUCAUGUCCAAGUUUUCCUUCGACCCGGAAACCUCGUACUACGACAUGCAGGUGCCCACUGUGGACACCACCAAAUAUGGCUAUGUCUCUGAUCUUCUGUUUAAACGGGGCAUGCCCGUCAUGGUAACUGGAGACACGGGAGUGGGCAAAACGGUUUUGGCCAUCAGUUGCAUGAAACGCCUGUCCGAGGGCCGUGUCAUCCCGGUGAUCCUCAACUUCUCCGCCCAGACGAGCAGCAGCCGCACCCAGGAGAUGAUCGAGGGGCCGCUGGAGAAGCGCAAGAAGACCCAGCUGGGUGCUCCGGUGGGCAAGACGGUGAUCGUGUUUAUUGACGACGUGAAUAUGCCCAAGCUGGACACCUACGGAGCUUCGCCGGCCAUUGAGUUGUUGCGCCAGUUCCUGGACUUCAAGGGCUUCUACGACCGGGAAAAGCUCUAUUGGAAGGAGAUCCUGGACGUGGUUCUGGGCUGUGCCUGUGCUCCGCCAGGUGGAGGCCGCAAUCCUCUGACUCCGCGCUUCGUUCGUCACUUUGCCCUGUUCUCGCUGCCAAAGCCGAAUGAGGAGACCCUCACCCAGAUCUUCAAUGGCAUCCUUCGUGGAUUCCUACAGACCUUCUCCUCGGCCGUUAGGGUUCUCUCGGAGCCCAUGGUGAAUGCCUGCGUGGACGUCUAUAUGCGUGUGGCCAACGUCAUGCUGCCCACACCGGAUCGAUCGCACUAUAUCUUCAAUCUGCGCGAUCUGUCCAAGUGCAUCCAGGGUAUCCUGCAGGCGAGCAAUCUGCACUAUAACCAGGAGAACCAGAUCCUACGGCUGUUCUACCACGAGACCACUCGCGUCUUCCACGAUCGGCUGAUCAACCAGGACGACAAGAACCUGUUCAAGUCGCUGAUGAAGGACGUGUGCAUGGACCACUUCAAUCGACCGGUGAUCAAUGAUGACGAGCCGCCGAUACUCUUUGGUGACUUCAUGGUCUUUGGCAAGCCGAAGAACGAGCGGAUCUACGAUGAGAUCAAGGAUCAUGGGAAACUGGAGAGCGUACUCAACGAUUAUAUAUCGGACUACAACUCGGUGGCGGUGGGUAAGCAGAUGAAGUUGAUCCUCUUCCAGGACGCCAUGGAGCAUACGGUUCGAUUGGCGCGACUUCUGCGGAGCGAUCGUGGUAAUGGGUUACUGGUGGGCGUGGCCGGAAUGGGAAAGCAAUCCCUCACCCGGCUGGCAUCCCACGUCAACGAGUACAACUGCUGGCAGAUCGAGAUGCGACGGAACUACGACCUCAACGCCUUUCACGAGGAUCUCAGGGUCCUCUACCGCAUCGCAGGUACCGAAAAUCAACCGGUGACCUUCCUAUUGAUCGACAGCCAGAUUGUGGAGGAGGAGUUCCUCGAGGAUAUCAACAACAUUCUCAAUUCCGGCGAAGUGCCCAAUCUAUUCGAGGGUGAUGAGUUCGAGAAGGUCAUCUUGGAGGCCCGCGAUGCAUGUAAUGAGAACAGAAAAGAUGAUCCCUGCACUCGCGAUGCCAUCUACAAGUUCUUCAUCAACCGGGUGCGCAAUAAUCUCCAUGUGGUGAUGUCCAUGAGUCCAGUGGGCGAUGCCUUCCGUCGCAGAUGCCGCAUGUUCCCCUCGCUGGUCAACUGCACCACAAUAGAUUGGUUCACCAGCUGGCCAACGGAGGCCCUCUAUUCGGUGGCCCUGGGAUUGCUCACGAAGAUCGCUCCCAAAAUGGAGGAUCGCAUCUCACUGGCCAGCACUACGGUCUUUAUGCACAAGACCGUUGAGGAUGCCUCCAUCAAGUUCUACAAGGAGAUGAAGAGGCAUUACUACACCACACCCAGUAGCUAUCUGGAGUUGCUGAAGCUCUACCAGAAUCUGUUGAAGAUCAAGAACAUGGAGAUCAUAGCCAAACGAAAGCGAAUUGCCAAUGGUCUGAACAAGCUGCUGGAGACCAAUGAAGUGAUUGCUGUCAUGGGUAAAGAGCUGGAGGUGAUGGUGCCCCAGUUGGAUGAGAAGUCCGCCAUGAUGAAGUCCCUGGUGGACAAUCUGACCAAGGAGACCAAGCAGGCGGAUGCCGUGAAGCAGAGUGUGCUGGAGGACGAGAUGAAUGCCAAGGAGAAGGCGGCAGUGGCCCAGGCCAUAUCCGAAGAUGCUGGCAAGGAUCUGGAGAUAGCCAUGCCCGCCCUGCGCGAGGCAGAGGAGGCGCUCAAGGGUCUGACCAAGGCGGACAUCAAUGAACUGAAGUCCUUUACGACGCCACCGGCUCUGGUGCAGUUCUGCAUGGAGGCCGUUUGCAUCCUGCUGGGGGUCAAACCCACUUGGGCAUCUGCCAAGGCAAUUAUGGCCGACAUUAACUUCAUCAAGCGGCUGUUCGAGUACGACAAGGAGCACAUGAAGGAGGAUACCCUGAAAAAGGUCAAGAAAUAUAUUGAUCAUAAGGAUUUCGUGCCGGCUAAAUUCGAGAAGGUCUCCAAGGUGGCCAAGUCGAUGAGCAUGUGGGUGAUAUCCAUGGACAAGUUCUCCAAGGUGUACAAGGUGGUGGAGCCGAAGAUCAAGCGAAAGGAGGCCGCCGAGGCGGAGCUCAAGGAGGUGAUGACGGUGCUGCGGCAGAAGCAGAAGGAGCUGGCUGCCGUGGAGGCCAAGAUCCAGGGACUGCGGGACAGCCUGGAGGAGAAGCAGCGCGAGUUCCAAGUGAUCCAGGACAAUGUGGAUUUGACCUAUGGGCGGAUCAAUCGAGCGGGUCGCUUGACCUCUGCCCUUUCCGAUGAACAGGUGCGCUGGCGGGAAACGGUGAAAUCUUUGACGGGUGACCUAGCCUGUGUGCCCGGCGAUGUCCUGGUGGCCGCCGCCUGUGUCGCCUAUUUGGGAGCCUUCUCUCACGAAUAUCGACGCGACAUGAGCGCCCUGUGGGUGACCAAGUGCCGGGAGCACAAGAUUCCCUCCAGUCCCGAGUUCAAUCUGCUCAAAGUCCUCGGCGAUCCGUAUGAAAUGCGCCAGUGGAACGUGGACGGCCUGCCCAAGGACAACAUAUCCAUAGAGAAUGGCAUCUAUGCCACCAGAGCUCUGCGCUGGGCCCUCAUGAUCGAUCCUCAGGAGCAGGCCAAUCGCUGGAUUCGCAAUAUGGAGCGGGCCAACAAUCUGCAGGUGAUCAAGAUGACCGACGCCUCCAUGAUGCGGGUGCUGGAGAACAGUGUGCGACAGGGAUAUCCGGUGCUUCUGGAGGAGAUCAACGAGACCAUCGAUCCCAGUUUGAGGCCCAUCCUUCAGCGGGAAACGUACCGCUUCGAGGGUCGCAUCUACUUGAAGCUGGGCGACAUGGUGAUCGACUACGACGACAACUUUAAGCUGUACAUGACCACCAAGCUGCCCAAUCCUCAUUAUUUGCCCGAGGUGUGCAUCAAUGUGACCCUGGUCAACUUCCUGGUCACCGAGAGCGGUCUGGAGGAUCAGCUACUGGCAGACAUUGUGGCCAUCGAGCUGCCUGCCAUGGAGAUCCAGCGCAACGAUUUGGUGGUCAAGAUCAAUUCGGACAAACAGCAAUUGCUGGCCCUGGAGGAUAAGGUGCUGAAGUUGCUCUUCAACUCCGAGGGCAACAUCCUGGACGACGAAGAGCUGGUGGAGACGCUCAAUGAUGCCAAGGAAACAUCGCUAAUCAUUGCCGCCCGACUGAUUGAUACCGAGGAGACGGAAAAGGUCAUAACCGCCUCCCGAGAACGCUAUCGCAUCCUGGCCUCCCGCGGAGCCAUCCUCUAUUUUGUGGUGGCAGGUCUGGCCGAGAUCGAUCCCAUGUACCAGUACAGCCUGAAGUACUUCACCCAGGUCUUCUGCAAUGUCCUGCGAUUGGAGCAUCCUACGCAGACCGUGGAGGUGCGCAUUUCCACCCUGAUGACGGACGAACUGAAGGCCAUUUUCGACAAUAUAUCGAGGGGUCUGUUUGAAAACCACAAGAUCAUCUUUAGCUUCCUGCUGGCCCUGUCGGUGGAACGGCAGGAGGGACGCGUCACCGAGGAGGAGUUCCUCUUCCUCACCCGCGGACCGGUGGGCAACAUUCGGCCAAAGAAACAGCCGGCCAACAUCAAGAUGAGCCAGAUCGAAUGGGACUCGUGCCUCUUUCUGGAGGAUAACUUCAAGAGCUUCUUUGGCGGUUUCACCGACGAACUGGACAAGCCAUUCUUCAUUCAGAUGCAGGAGAACAAGGAGGUCUUCGACUUUGCCCAGAACAAUCAGCCGCCCACGGACAAGUGGAACAAUCGCCUAAGGGUCUUCCACAAGCUGAUGUUUAUCGCCGCCUUCCGGAAGCCCCGAUUCCUGCUCAACGUGGUCUGCUACCUCCAGUCCACCGUGGGCAAGUACUUCACCGAGGCCUCCGGCGGCACCCAAUUGAGCUCUGUCUAUUUGGACACUUCUGCGGUGACGCCGUUGAUCUUUGUGCUGUCCACCGGCUCGGAUCCGAUGUCAGGCUUCCUGAAGUUCACCACCCAGAUGCAGUUCACCGACAAGUACUACUCCAUUUCGCUGGGCCAGGGCCAGGGACCGCUGGCAGAGAACCUGAUCGACAAGAGCCUGCGUCUGGGCCACUGGGUGUUCCUGCAGAACUGCCACUUGGCCACCUCGUUUAUGCAGACGCUGGAGACGAUCGUGCGCAAUCUGACGCUGGGCAUCACCAAGGCGCAUCCCGACUUCCGGCUGUAUCUCUCCUCGAUGCCCAUCCAGACGUUCCCGAUCAGUGUGCUCCAGAACUCGGUGAAGAUCACCAACGAACCGCCCAAGGGCAUCAAGGCGAAUGUGUUCGGGGCUAUGACGGAUCUGAAGCAGGACUUCUUCGAGCAGCACAUCCAGAAUGGCAACUGGCGGGCCAUUGUCUUUGGCCUGUGCAUGUUCCAUGCCGUUUUGCUGGAGCGGAGGAAGUUCGGACCCCUGGGCUGGAACAUUACGUACGAGUUCAGCGAGAGCGAUCGUGAGUGCGGCCUUAAGACCCUCGACUUCUUUAUCGAUCGCGAAGUGCUCGACGAUAUACCCUGGGAGGCCAUACUCUAUAUCAACGGCGACAUCACCUGGGGCGGCCGGGUUACGGACUACUGGGAUCUGCGCUGUCUGCGAACCAUCCUGACAAUCUUCUCCUCGAAAAGGAUCAUCCAGCCGGAUUACAAGUACUGUCGUGGGGAUAGCUACUAUCGGGAUCCGCGCAAGAAGACGCUGGCUGAGUACUCGGCCUAUGUGCAAGGUUUUCCGGUCCUGGAGGAUCCGGAGAUUUUCGGCAUGAACCAGAACGCCAACAUUGUGUUCCAGACCAAGGAGACGGCCUUCUUUAUCAGCACCCUGCUGUUGGGCCAGCCGAGAUCCGCCGCCGACGAGGGACAGGCCAUGGAGAACGAGAUCUGCCAGCAGACUAUCCAACGCAUCCAGAAGGCCCUGGCCACCAAGAUCAAGCGGGAGCCCAUCCACGACACGCUAUCGGUGCUGGACUCCAAGGGUCAGGUGCCAUCGCUGACCAUUGUGCUGGUGCAGGAGAUCGAUCGCUUUAACAUUGCACUGGGCAUCAUCCACGACAGCAUGAUCAACUUGGCCAAGGCCAUCAAGGGCCUGGUGGUGAUGUCCGAGGAGCUGGAGAACGUGUUCAAGGCGCUGCUGUCCAACCUGGUGCCCGCAUCCUGGGCCAAGCGGAGUUUCCUCUCGAUCAAGCCGCUGCCCAGCUAUAUAGCCGAUUUCCAGCGACGCAUCGACUUCAUCCAGCAGUGGGCGGAGAAUGGAGCACCGCGCUCCUAUUGGAUCAGUGGAUUCUUCUUCCCCCAAUCCUUUCUCACCGGCGUCCUGCAGACAUACGCCCGACGACGAAUCCUGCCCAUCGAUUCACUGAAGAUUGACUUCGAUGUGUUUGAAAAGGAGCUGGUGCAGCAGGACUUCUUUGAGAUGCACAUGAACAAUAUGAAUGACCAAAAGCUGUAUGGCAACCUGCCGGAGUGCACCGAUGCCAUCAUCAAUGUGCACGGGAUCUUCAUCGAGGCGGCUCGCUGGGACCUUAGCAAGGGUGGACUGUGCGAUGCCAACUUCGGGGAGCUCUUCAGCCGGAUGCCGGUGGUGCGGUUCAAGCCCUGCCUGGAGGUUUCGACGAUGGUGCGCUACGAGGCGCCGCUCUACAAGACCCAGCAGCGAUCCGGCGUCCUUUCCACCACGGGCCAUUCGACCAACUUCAUCUUGGCCGUCCUCCUGCGCAGCAACAACGAUCCCGAGUUUUGGAUCAUGCGGGGUACGGCUCUGGUAUCUGCGGUUCUGGAGAACAUUUGCUAGGCUCUAGAGGGUUCUAGGGACUAUGUCGAG
This is a messenger RNA of Drosophila subpulchrella, 12381 nucleotides long. RefSeq names its product dynein heavy chain 6, axonemal (gene Dhc16F). The record is from RefSeq and is a predicted model, not a curated record. Gene Ontology annotation, biological process: microtubule-based movement. The transcript is spliced from 27 exons. Gene Ontology annotation, molecular function: ATP hydrolysis activity; dynein light intermediate chain binding; minus-end-directed microtubule motor activity. Bases 67 to 12351 code for a protein of 4094 amino acids. Lineage: Eukaryota; Metazoa; Arthropoda; Insecta; Diptera; Drosophilidae. Gene Ontology annotation, cellular component: dynein complex.